Messenger RNA from Perognathus longimembris pacificus (Pacific pocket mouse), 4203 nucleotides. RefSeq names its product L3MBTL histone methyl-lysine binding protein 3 (gene L3mbtl3). Gene Ontology annotation, molecular function: protein binding; zinc ion binding. Gene Ontology annotation, cellular component: nucleus. Lineage: Eukaryota; Metazoa; Chordata; Mammalia; Rodentia; Heteromyidae. The record is from RefSeq and is a predicted model, not a curated record. The transcript is spliced from 23 exons. Bases 214 to 2553 code for a protein of 779 amino acids. Gene Ontology annotation, biological process: regulation of DNA-templated transcription.
CGCAGUUUCCCCUCUCCCCAGCCCUGACUCUACGCGCACAUGCGCACUGCGCCCGCAGCCCUGGACCAUUUGUCAGGACUACUCGUGAGACGGAGAAAAAAAAAAAGAGAAAAUUUGGGGAUCCUUCAGACAAGCCUUGGGGCUGCUCACCAGUUGUGAAGUCCAUCACACUGUUCUGACUUUCAUUACGACUACAAGGUUAAAAAAGGAAUCAUGACUGAAUCUGCAUCCAGCACAAGUGGGCAAGAGUUUGAUGUGUUCAGUGUUAUGGACUGGAAAGAUGGAGUAGGUACAUUACCAGGAAGUGACUUAAAGUUUCGAGUGAAUGAGUUUGGAGCUCUAGAGGUGAUUACGGACGAGAGUGAGAUGGAAAGUGUUAAAAAAGCAACAGCUACAACCACUUGGAUGGUACCAACUGCUCAAGAAGCCCCGACCUCUCCCCCGAGCUCCAGGCCCGUAUUUCCACCUGCCUACUGGACAUCUCCACCUGGAUGUCCCACAGUCUUUUCAGAGAAGACUGGGGUGCCCUUCAGGUUGAAGGACCCAAUGAAAGAAGGGCUUCAAUUCUGUGAGAACUGUUGUCAGUAUGGCACUGUAGAUGAAUGUCUUUCUGGAGGAAACUAUUGCAGCCAGAAUUGUGCUCGGCAUGUCAAAGACAAAGAUCAGAAGGAAGACAGGGAUGGAGGAGAAGACAAUGAGGAAGAGGACCCUAAGUGUAGUCGGAAGAAAAAGCCAAAAUUAUCCCUGAAAGCAGACUCCAAGGAAGAUGGAGAAGAGAAAGAUGAUGAAAUGGAGAACAAACAAGAUGGAAGAAUACUGAGGGGCUCUCAGCGAGCCCGGAGGAAAAGACGGGGGGAUCCGGCUGUCUUAAAACAAGGUUUGCCACCAAAAGGCAAGAAAUCUUGGUGCUGGGCAUCUUACUUGGAGGAAGAAAAAGCUGUGGCAGUGCCCACCAAGCUGUUCAAGGAGCACCAGUCUUUUCCAUAUAACAAAAAUGGAUUCAAAGUUGGCAUGAAGUUAGAAGGUGUAGACCCUGAGCAUCAGUCUGUCUACUGUGUUCUCACUGUGGCUGAGGUUUGUGGAUAUCGGAUAAAGCUUCACUUUGAUGGCUAUCCAGAUUGCUACGACUUCUGGGUAAAUGCAGACGCUCUGGAUCUUCACCCUGUUGGAUGGUGUGAGAAAACUGGCCAUAAGCUCCAUCCUCCAAAAGGAUAUAAAGAAGAAGAAUUUAAUUGGCAGACCUAUCUGAAGACAUGCAAAGCCCAAGCUGCACCUAAGUCAUUAUUUGAAAAUCAGAAUAUAACAGUGAUCCCAUCAGGCUUUCGAGUUGGAAUGAAGCUUGAGGCUGUAGACAAAAAGAAUCCUUCAUUCAUCUGUGUUGCUACGGUAACAGAUAUGGUGGACAAUCGUUUUCUGGUACAUUUUGACAACUGGGAUGAGAGCUAUGACUAUUGGUGUGAAGCAUCUAGUCCACACAUUCAUCCCGUUGGAUGGUGUAAAGAACACAGAAGAACCCUUAUCACUCCACCAGGUCAUCCCAAUGUGAAACAUUUUUCUUGGGAUAAAUACUUAGAAGAAACCAAUUCUUUACCUGCUCCUGCAAGAGCUUUCAAAGUGAGACCUCCACAUGGAUUCCAGAAAAAAAUGAAGCUUGAGGUUGUGGACAAGAGAAACCCCAUGUUUAUUAGAGUAGCCACUGUGGCAGACACCGAUGAUCACCGGAUAAAGGUUCACUUUGAUGGCUGGAAUGCUUGCUAUGACUACUGGAUAGAUGCAGAUUCUCCUGAUAUUCACCCUGUGGGCUGGUGUUCCAAAACCGGACAUCCUCUUCAGGCACCUUUGAGCUCUGCGGAAUUAAUGGAGCCUUCAGAAAGUGGAGGAUGCUCAACUCUAGGGUGUAAAGGGAUUGGCCAUUUUAAGAGAGCAAGGCACCUGGGCCCUAACAGUGCUGCCAACUGUCCUUAUUCAGAAAUCAACUUGAAUAAAGACCACAUUUUCCCAGACCGCCUAAGUGGUCAAAUACCUCCAGCUGGUCCGACAUUUCCAAGAACUAAAAGAGCAGACACAAAUGAAAGCUCUUCAUCUCCUGAAAUCAGAGAACAGCAUGCUGAUGAAGGCAAAGAAAAUGCUGAAGAAAGAAAAGAAAGUGAAGUCAGGCCAUCACAUGAAGCCAAAGGUGCCAGGGAAGAACCUACUGUACAGCAGGCCCAACGUCGCUCAGCUGUCUUUCUGUCUUUUAAGUCCCCAAUUCCAUGUCUCCCUUUGCGCUGGGAGCAGCAAAGCAAACUUCUUCCAACUGUCGCUGGCAUCCCUGCUAGUAGAGUGUCCAAAUGGAGCACGGAUGAGGUGUCAGAAUUCAUACAGAGCCUACCUGGGUGUGAAGAACAUGGAAAAGUAUUUAAAGAUGAACAAAUUGAUGGAGAAGCAUUUUUACUUAUGACUCAGACAGACAUUGUUAAAAUCAUGAGCAUUAAGCUGGGUCCUGCUCUCAAAAUCUUCAACUCCAUCCUGAUGUUCAAAGCUGCAGAGAAGAAUUCUCACAAUGAACUUUGAAGGUAGUGAAUCCUGAGUACAAUCAGCUUUUUGCUUUAAAGCUCAUGUUUUACUCAAAGCACAAGGACCUUUGUGACCUCUGAAGUGAGAAACUCAAAAGAGCAACACUAUUGGAUUAUUUAUAUUCCUCGAAAGACAAUAUAUAUGAAUUCUUAUGGAAGUGCUUGAGCUUUUAACCAGGUACUGUCUAACAACAGUCAUCUUUUGGUUCUGUUCACUGAGCUAAAUCUAUCUUUGUAAAUCUUUUUGAGGCUGAGGGGUGGGGGGGGGGUUAAAGGGAACUUCAUUAAUUAUUUAUGGAUAAGGGAGGGCAAAGUAAGAACUUUUGGCAUUUUGUAAACAUUGUUAAAUUCUCUUUCAUGUACACUGUUUCUUUUUCAAUACUUUGAGAGACCUUUUUAUAUAAUUGAAUUUCAACUUAAACCAAAUUAGUCAAAAACCUGGCUACAUUCAGCCAGUGGGACUGUUAUCUGUAUUGUUCAUUUUGUGCCAUAUUUUGAAUUGCAACAUUAUGCUAAGUAUAACUUUGCAAGUCAUGAUAUUGCCUAACUGCUUGUCAUCAUUUGUUGGGGCUGUAUAGUCUGUAGAAAGUAUUUUGUUUUCUUUUUAAGUCAGUGUUUUUACUUUUGCACGCAUUAGGAAAUGUUCAGCCAAUUACUUUCACCAGCAUCUUUAUUACCAAAAACAUGUAUAUAAAAGACUGGAAUUGAAAAAUAAAAUGUAUAAAGAUAAAUUAAUGAGGUAGUAUAUUUGAGUGGCAUCAGUCCCAAGAGUUGUGGUGCCCUGGGUAAGUAGAGGAGCCAUGUAGCAUCAGGAGAAUAUGAGGUUACACUCCCACGGGAGGUAAGAUCUUCAGCUCCUCUCUGGUUGUCAUAGAAGUAAUUGUGGUGCUUUACAGAGAUGAAGGGCUCAUUCUGUGGAUGGAAACAUGCAUCCUUAAAGAGCUCUGUCUCAGAUACUGCAUUGCCCUCCAAACCCAAAGGUUUGCUUCAGGGUGGCUGAAGAACCAUUGUAUGGUUUUUACCAAACUGGUGAGGUGUAUGAGAGCAACAAACACCAGCAGACACCAAGUUUUCCAUGUUCGCAGGUCAGGGAUGUGAUUCCCAAAGCAGUUACUAAAGAGCCCUCAUUUGGAAGAGUCUUUUUUUUUUUUUUGUCCAUAGAAAGUACUUUGCUUCAAUAUAUGAAUAUUCGGAUGCACUUUAAAUGAAAACCUUUGAUUAUCUAUAAAAUGAUAGCUGACAGUGUUUCUUUGUGAAGAAUGCAUUUCUAAGGGAAAAGGUAAAUUAUUUUGUCAGUCUAGUGAUGUACUUCCUAAUUCCAGGAUUCCAUGUACAUUCAGGGACUGUUUUUAAACUAGAAAGUAGGUUUGGUAGCAUGCUGUCUGAAUUCAGAGGAAAGUCCCACCCUUUCCUUAGUUGCUCUCAUUCCUUUGAUGUGCCAUGUUGGGAGGCUUUUUAUCAGUUUUUUGUGGUUAUCAUGAUAAAUAGGUGAAAACAAGGUCAGUGAGUGACAUGUACAGGGUCCCAUUCAUUUCUUUGCAUGACUAAGUAUUUUGUUAUCUUCCUCCUUUUUAACCUUCUGUUCAUAAUUUGUACAUUAAAUUGUACUUGUUACAUCUAUUGUAAAUAAAAUAAAAUCUUGAUUGUA